This is a messenger RNA of Triticum aestivum (bread wheat), 1951 nucleotides long. Its product is annotated as probable polyamine transporter At3g13620. Gene Ontology annotation, biological process: transmembrane transport. NCBI's taxonomy places the organism in Eukaryota, Viridiplantae, Streptophyta, Magnoliopsida, Poales, Poaceae. Gene Ontology annotation, molecular function: transmembrane transporter activity. Bases 5 to 1573 code for a protein of 522 amino acids. The record is from RefSeq and is a predicted model, not a curated record. Gene Ontology annotation, cellular component: membrane. The transcript has 2 exons.
AUGCAUGCAUAUAUAUAAACUCAGAUCGGCCGGCAAUGGCUGCCGGAAGCAAGUCCAAGUCCAACCUCUUCUCCCGACUCCACGGAGCACGUAUCCACGGUCGUCAGUUCCGGGAAUGACUCCAGAAAUCAAGAAUCUCGACGGCGACAAGGCCGAUGACGGCGGUGGAGCAGCAGCAGUAGCACCAGGAGCCGGCCAUGGCCAUGGGCAUGGCAAGGGCGCCAAGAACAAGCUGUCCCUGGUACCGCUCAUCUUCCUCAUCUUCUUCGAGGUGGCCGGCGGGCCGUACGGCGCCGAGCCGGCGGUGCAGUCGGCGGGGCCGCUCUACGCGCUGCUCGGCUUCCUCAUCUUCCCCUUCAUCUGGGCCAUCCCGGAGGCCCUCGUCACGGCCGAGCUCUCCACCGCGAUGCCCGGGAACGGCGGCUUCGUGGUGUGGGCGGACCGCGCGUUCGGCCCCGUCUCCGGCUCCCUCAUGGGCACCUGGAAGUACGUGUCGGGGGCCAUCAACGGCGCCGCCUUCCCGGCGCUGUGCGCCGACUACCUGGCCCGCGUCGUCCCCGCCGUGGCCGGCGGCGGCGCACGGGUGGCCACCAUCGUCACCUUCAACGUCGCGCUCUCCCUGCUCAACUACACCGGCCUCAGCGUCGUCGGGUGGUCCGCCGUGGCGCUCGGGGUCGCCUCCCUGUCGCCGUUCGUGCUCAUGACCGGCGUCGCGCUGCCCAAGAUCCGGCCGCACAGGUGGGGGGCCACCGCCGGCGACAAGGACUGGAAGCUCUUCUUCAACACCCUCUUCUGGAACCUCAACUACUGGGACAGCGUCAGCACCAUGGCCGGCGAGGUGGAGAACCCCGGCAAGACGUUCCCGACGGCGCUCAUGGCGUCCGUGGGCAUGACGUCCCUCGGGUACCUGCUGCCGCUCAUGGCGGCCACCGGCGCCAUCGACGCGCCGCCGGAGCAGUGGGGGAACGGCUUCUUCGCCGACGCCGCGGGCAUGAUCGCCAGCGACUGGCUCAAGUAUUGGAUCGAGGUGGGCGCGGUGCUCUCCUCCAUCGGCCUCUACUCGGCUACACUAAGCAGUGCGGCAUUCCAGCUGCUUGGAAUGGCGGACCUGGGACUACUCCCUUGCGUCUUCGCCCUACGCGCCCCAAUCUUUAAUACUCCAUGGGUCAGCAUCGUGGUCACUAGCCUCAUCACCCUCGGCAUGUCCUUCUUCAGCUUCAACAACAUUGUGACCGCUGCCAACUUCCUCUAUAGCCUUGGCAUGCUCCUCGAGUUUGCCACAUUCAUCUGGCUCCGAAUCAAGCGGCCCGAGAUGUCGCGCCCCUACCGGGUGCCACUCCGACUCCCAGGCAUUGUCGUCCUGUGUCUCGUCCCCUCGGGGUUCCUUGUCUUCGUCAUGGCCAUCGCCGGUUGGAAGGCGUAUGCCAUCAGCGCCAUCUUCACUGCGGCAGGCCUUGGGGUCUAUUACCUCAUGAAGUUCUGUAAGGCAAGGGGGUUCCUCAAGUUUGGCACCGUCGAUGGCGAGGGUUUGAUGUAUGAGCGUCACCAGGAGAGUGCAAAUGUUGGUGUCUGAGGUUGCGAUUCUCUUGAUGUCACGUUGACAAGUUUGAUUUGGCCAGUGCAAUUAUGACAUCUAGUAAUGUGCAUGCCAUAUGUUUCUCUUCCUUUCUUUUGUGUGCAGAGCAACAAAUCAAUGUUUCUCAUAGCCUAUGCGAUGAAUGAAUCAGAUUUCAUUUUUUCUUCUUACAAUCCGGUAGUUAGAAAACGGAUAAUAGAUAAUUGACCAACCUCAUAUUGUCAACCAACAAAAUGGUGACGAAGCUCACACCCUUAUUCUACAACCAAUGUAAUGGCAGUCAAUUUUGAAGAUAAGAGAUGGGGACUCAAGCAUUUUUACCAAAUUUGUACUCGUAUUAAAUAAAUACUGUAGCCAGCUAAUUUUUCGUAUGAA